AUGUCUCCUUAUCCUCCAUGUUUGGUUACCGCUUGCGAAGAUCCAGAGUGUUGUGCUAAUGGAAAGAAGUGUAGAUGGCCAGAACUGGUUGGAAAGAGUGGAGAAGUAGCGAAAAUGACAAUCGAAAGAGAGAAUCCGAAUGUGUUAGCUAUCCUCCUUCACGCAGGAGAUGGUCGGAUUAGCGACUUUUGCUGCAACAAGGUCUUUGUGGUUUUAGAUAUCCACGGCCAUGUUUCAACAAUCCCUAAGAUCGGUUGA
Molecule: messenger RNA, 258 nt
Organism: Capsella rubella
Lineage: Eukaryota; Viridiplantae; Streptophyta; Magnoliopsida; Brassicales; Brassicaceae
Product: proteinase inhibitor
Exons: 2
Coding region: 1-258 (85 amino acids)
Biological process (GO): response to wounding
Molecular function (GO): serine-type endopeptidase inhibitor activity
Source: RefSeq, a predicted model, not a curated record